Suricata suricatta (meerkat) is the source of this 3621-nucleotide messenger RNA. It is a transcript of the gene HSD17B4, whose product is annotated as hydroxysteroid 17-beta dehydrogenase 4. The transcript is spliced from 24 exons. NCBI's taxonomy places the organism in Eukaryota, Metazoa, Chordata, Mammalia, Carnivora, Herpestidae. The coding region runs from base 90 to 2300 and encodes 736 amino acids. The record is from RefSeq and is a predicted model, not a curated record. Gene Ontology annotation, molecular function: oxidoreductase activity.
CCUCCCCUUCUCCUGUUUGCCUCGCAGUCUGAGCUACUGCGUUUCGGCUUGAGUGUGUGAGUGUGUGUGUGUCCCUGCAGGCCGGACUCAUGGCCUCGCCGCUGCGAUUCGACGGGCGGGUGGUACUGGUCACCGGCGCGGGGGGAGGACUGGGCCGAGCCUAUGCCCUGGCGUUUGCAGAAAGAGGUGCAUCAGUUGUUGUGAACGACUUGGGAGGGGACUUCCGGGGCUUUGGUAAAGGGUCCUCUGCUGCUGACAAGGUUGUUGAAGAAAUACGAAGUAAAGGAGGGAAAGCUGUGGCCAACUACGAUUCUGUAGAAGCAGGAGAGAAACUCGUGAAGACAGCACUGGAUGCUUUUGGAAGAAUAGAUGUUGUGGUCAACAAUGCUGGAAUUCUGAGGGACGGUUCUUUUGCUAGAAUAAGUGAUGAAGACUGGGAUAUAAUCCACAGAGUCCAUUUGCGAGGCUCGUUCCUAGUGACCCGGGCGGCAUGGGUUUAUAUGAAGAAACAGAAGUUUGGGAGGAUUAUUAUGACUGCAUCAGCCUCGGGCAUAUAUGGCAACUUUGGCCAGGCCAAUUAUAGUGCUGCGAAGCUGGGUAUUCUGGGCCUUUCCAACUGUAUUGCACUUGAAGGCAAGAAAAGCAACAUUCACUGUAACACUAUUGCCCCCAUGGCCGGAUCCCGGAUGACCCGGACAGUUAUGACCGAAGAGCUCCUGGAAGCUUUGAAGCCUGAUUACGUGGCCCCCCUGGUCCUCUGGCUUUGCCACGAGAGCUGUGAGGAGAACGGCGGCUUGUUCGAGGUUGGAGGAGGAUGGAUUGGAAAAUUGCGCUGGGAGCGGGCCCUGGGCGCCGUCGUGCGGCAGAAGAAUAAGCGCAUGACCCCCGAGGCGGUGCAGGCUGACUGGAAGAAGAUCUGUGACUUCGAGAACGCCACCAAGCCGCAGAGGAUUCAAGAAUCCGUCGGCGGGAUAAUUGGAGUUGUAAGUAAGAUCGACUCCGGUGGAGGAGUGUCAACAAACCACACGAGUCAGACGGCGUCACCAGCGGUAUCGGGAUUUGCUGGAGUCAUUGGCUAUAAAUUCCCUCCAUUUUCUACUGCUUACACGGAGCUGGAAACUAUUAUGUAUGCCCUUGGCGUGGGGGCAUCGGUGAAGGAGCCAAAAGAUAUGAAGUUUAUAUAUGAAGGAAGCUCUGAUUUCUCCUGCUUGCCUACGUUUGGAGUUAUUAUCGCUCAGAAACCCAUAGUAGGUGGAGGGCUAGGAGAGAUUCCUGAGCUUCCGGUCAGCUUGGAGAAGGCUCUCCAUGGGGAGCAAUACUUGGAGUUAUACAAACCACUUCCCAGAUCAGGAACCUUUAAAAGUGAAGCUGUUGUUGCUGAUGUCCUAGAUAAAGGAUCUGGUUUAGUAAUUCUUAUCGAUGUCUAUUCUUAUUUUGAGAAGGAACUUGUGUGUUAUAAUCAGUUCUCUGUCUUCAUCGUUGGCUGUGGUGGCAUUGGUGGGAAACGGACAUCAGACAAAGUCAAGGAAGCUGUGGCCGUGCCUGCUAGACCUCCUGAUGCUGUGCUUUCGGACACCACCUCCCUCAAUCAGGCUGCCUUGUACCGCCUCAGUGGCGACUGGAAUCCCUUACACAUUGAUCCUGACUUCUCAGGUCUUGCUGGUUUUGACAGGCCCAUAUUACAUGGAUUAUGUACGUUUGGGUUUUCUGCCAGGCACGUUUUACAGCAGUUUGCAGAUAAUGAUGUGUCAAGAUUCAAGGCAAUUAAGGUUCGUUUUUCAAAACCAGUAUAUCCAGGACAGACUCUAAAAACUGAGAUGUGGAAGGAAGGAAAUAGAAUCCAUUUCCAAACCAAGGUCCACGAAACUGGGGACAUCAUCAUUUCACAUGCGUACGUGGAUCUUGUGCCAGCUCCUGCCAUUUCAGCUCAGAUGCCCUCUGAGGGUGAGGAGCUCCAGAGCACCCUGGUGUUUGAGGAAAUAGGUCGCCGCCUUCAGGAUAUCGGGCGUGAGGCGGUGAAGAAAGUGGGUGCCGUGUUCGAGUGGCACAUCACUAAAGGGGGAAAUGUUGCAGCCAAGUGGACUAUUGACCUAAAAAAUGGUUCUGGAAAAGUGUAUCAAGGCCCUGCGGAAGGCUCUGCGGACACGACCUUUAUACUUUCAGACGAAGAUUUCAUGGAGGUGGUGCUGGGCAGGCUUGACCCUCAGAAGGCGUUCUUCAGUGGCAGACUGAAGGCCAGAGGGAACAUCUUGCUGAGCCAGAAGCUUCAAGUGAUUCUCAAAGACUAUGCCAAGCUGUGAAGGACACGCCACCUUAUUAAUGAUAAGACUAGAGAACUCAGAUACUCUCUUCACCCAGAUACGCAGAUGUGAUCACAGCUAAGAUACAGGGGACUUUGCCUAACAUUUUCAGAUUUUAGAUAACUUUUCAGAUUUUAAUUUUGUACUAACUUUUCAUGUGAUCAUUAUUUUUACAAUGAACUCUAAGCUAGCAUGUAAUUAUCUUUCUGUUCGUAGAGCUCUAUCUUCAGAAUAAAAAAUUUUCACCGUCUUUAGCACUGCGAUAGCAUUUAUAAGUGGAAAGGAAAAUUAAAUGAGGAAAGUUCCUUGAUGUCUUUUGGACUUUGGCUAACUUCUGUUCUCUAAUGUAUUGGUUCCCCAGUUUUAACAUGAAUUGUCACAUGUAUUCACUUAUUUUUCAUCCUUUGCUAUGAUGGUGUUCUGCUUUAAAGCAGGAAGACAGUCUUUUGUUCCCAAAUAGUUUUCCUUCUUCUCACCUUGGCUCUGUUGAAAUUUAAUUUUCAUAUAAUGCCUGUAAAUCUACCACAAUUAAGAAUUUUCUUGUUUAAUCAGUAAUCUACAACAAAUAGGUCACAUGCAAGUCCUGUCACAUUGGUCUUUUCGCCACGGUCUCUUCCGGAUGAAGUGUGCUGAGGAGAUGCCUUCUGAGGGGUCCGCUGCAGAGGCGACCAGCAAGCGGGUGCCGAGGUCAGAGAUGGGGUGAAGUCCGGUCGUGGAGCACGGCUGGGAACACACGUGCGUAGGGGGCUGUUAGAGGCUGCACUCCUGGCUACCGGCCUUGGACAUGGAGACCUACGGCAGGAUGUUUUUGGAGGUGUUGUUGGGAUCAACACCUGGGUAGGGAGUGGCAAAUGGAGGAGGCAGAGAGAGAAGAGAGGAGGCAGUGGUGCCCUGCAGCAUCGCCCUGCGCUAAUAGGCACCGAUGACGGCCUGCCCUGCGGAGGGGCCGUGGCCCGGGGCUGAGGAGUGCGCCCAGAGUCCCCUGAUGACCUGCUCAGUUGCUCGGGGACCGUCUGCAGUCCCAAGUAGGGCUUCUGGAAGCAUGGCCUGGCACUUCGCUCAGGAGAGAAGACCGAAGGAACUAGAGCUCAGGGGUCAAGGGGAACAGGCUCAGAAACGUGGAGUUGGAAUAUUUACCCAGUGGGGGAACAGGGAGGCGCACCUCAAUAUCGUUGACUUACUGAAUGAGCAGGACCUCGAAGAGAAGUUACCUAUCGGGCAAUUACGCCUCAGUCUCAUGAUCUCUGUAUGGUAUCCUAAAAUUAACUAUAAUUCAGAGUGAUUUAUUGUUACACCAAUUAAACUUGUUUUUAAAGUGGCA